Messenger RNA from Drosophila innubila, 7734 nucleotides. It is a transcript of the gene ash1, whose product is annotated as histone-lysine N-methyltransferase ash1. Gene Ontology annotation, molecular function: DNA binding; protein binding; histone methyltransferase activity. Bases 381 to 7346 code for a protein of 2321 amino acids. Gene Ontology annotation, cellular component: nucleus. The transcript is spliced from 7 exons. NCBI's taxonomy places the organism in Eukaryota, Metazoa, Arthropoda, Insecta, Diptera, Drosophilidae. The record is from RefSeq and is a predicted model, not a curated record.
UUUUUUGUUUUAUUAUUGAAAUUAUAGAAUAUAUCUUGAAAAUUAUAGCCAACGUUAUGUCGUAAACAAUUUAAAGCUAAUACAAGUGCAUAAUAUGAAAAGCAAUUAAAUGCAAGUGCAUUGAAGCAUGUCGCGUCGCGCCUUUCGAACAAAGCAGCAGCAGCAGUGAAAAUUCAACGCGAGACUGCAGAGUGAAAACGGCGCCAUUUUAAGAAACAAAACAAAGCCACAAGCAAAAGCAGAAACUAAAACUUGAAUGCAAUGCAAUUAAAGGCGGAAAAAGCAUUUGCAUAUGCCCAAAAAACAAUUUCUUUAUCGUUGUGCAUAAUCAAUUAAAACGCUAAAACGAAAAUACAAAACCGCCGCCCUUGAGUUGAAAUAUGAACAGUGGCCAAAAUGAGGCAGCAGCAGCAGCAAAAAAGGAAAAGGUUUUCGAAACGCAGCAACGUACACAAGAAUCCGGCAGUGAAAAUGAGGAAACUGACUCCAUUACGGAUCAAUCGAGUCAAUCGAAGUCUACGAAAUCAGCAACACAAUUUAGCGUGCAACGUUCGGAUACUGAUGGACUGCGAAUGAGAAUAUCAGCUAUAAGAAACCCGCCCACAACAACAACAGCAACGACAACGACAGCAACAAGUUUUGCAAAUUCAACGGUCAAGAAGCUGAAUACAAGAGAAGCAACUGCAACUGAGAAUACACGUAAAAAGCUGACAAAAGUGCGUAAAAUGAGUGAAGUAAAGGAAUCGAGCGGUUGCUCGACAGAGGCCAAGGACAGGAAUAAAGAGAAGGAAAUUGUCUUGUCCACUGCAAACACAACCAAAAAGAUCAAAGUCAAACGAAGGAAAAUUGCACAGAAGAGCUGUGGCAGCAUUAAUAAUAAUAAUAAUAAUAAUAAUAACAACAAUAAUAAUAGCAAAUCGAAGCGACCUUCGACAGCAGCUUUUAGCUCCGACUCUGAGGAUGAUUUGCCACUAAAGGUGCACUUGCAACGUGCACCGCGUUUGCUGCUCACAGCCAUAGUAGGAGGAGCAGGACAGGGACAAGGACAUGCCGACAAUAUGGGCAUUUCCAGCAGCGACAAUGAGGAUUUGCCGGAUUUGGUGAAAGCAGCCAUCAAACGUGUUGAAAGUGAUACCGAGGACAACAUUAGCGUGGCUGCAGCAACUGCAAAACCCAAGCAACAAUUGCCGCAAUAUCAAUCCACGCUUCUGCAGGACUUUAUGGAGAAAACUCAAAUGUUGAAUCACACAGGCAAUGCCACAAACUUGACAAAUGUCCCUAUACCGCAAACUACAACCACAGAGAGCAACUGCGUCCAGCAACAACAACAGCAGCCACAACGCAAGCGACGAGGUCGCCCCAAAAAGCUGCAGCCAACUGUUCCCGCUGCACCUGCGCCUGCUGCAGUUGCUCCAGUGGUGGUUGCAGUGCCCACAAUCAAUGAAUCAGCCGAUUCGGGUGUCAUUAGCACAACGCCAUCGCCCAAAAUGCAGCAGGCGGUGUUAAAUGAUAAUGCCAAGCCCAAGAUUGAUAUGGCCUAUUUGGAUAAGCGCAUGUAUGCCACAGAGCGUGUGUUGUAUCCACCACCGCGCAGCAAGCGACGCCAGAGCAACAAGAAGGCCAACAAGGAAGAGUUGCAGCUCGAUCCUCUCUGGCGCAAGAUCGAUGUGAAUAAGAAGUUUCGUUUGCGCACCGUUAGCGGCUAUAAAAGCGACGGAGGCGGCGGUGUCGGAGGCGGUGGCACCUCCAACACUAUUUGCAGCAAAAUUCUGGCAGCUAAAAGUGGUUAUGUCUCGGAUUAUGGCAGUGUGCGGCAUCAGCGUCACAAUCACAACUCUGGAUACAAGUCCGAUGCCAGCUGCAAGAGUCGCUACAGCAGCCGGAGUUGCGCCAGUCGCCGCAUGAGUCGCGCCAAGAGUUGUGGCUAUCGCAGCGACUGCAAGGAAUCAUCGGGUAAAUCCAGCAAAUCACUGCGUCGACGUAGACGCGCCUCCAUGCUAAAGAGCAGCCAUGAACAGGCCUCGAAUGCGUUGAACGAUGACCACGAUCAGGAUAUAUUGCAGCUGGCUGGACUCUCGCUCGGUCAGAGUAGCGAGGAGAGCAAUGAGUACAUUAGCAAGCCCAGUCUCAAGUGUUUGCCGAGCACAAGUGCCAGCAAGAAAUACGGAGAAAUCAAUCGUUUUGUAACUACUGGUCAAUAUUUUAGUGGAGCAACCAAAACAGCAACUGCAGGAGUAACUGGAGGAGGUGCAUCCACAACAACAGCAGCAGCAGACAGUUUUAUACAGGGUAAAAUGAUGCUACAGAGGAAGCAUUCCAUCAGCCAAGACACAAUUGUGCCAAGUAGAAGCGCCUGCAAAAUCAAGAGCCGACGAUCAUCAGCGGCCAGCAUGUGCAGCAGUUAUGUGUCCAGUGCGUCCAGGAUGCGUCGUCGUCACCGGCGCAAGAGUUUCAGUCAUGCCAAAUCAUUGAAUAUUGACUCGAAGCUUCUCACCGAGAUUGACAUAAUAGCGAGCACCUUUCACGCACGCUGUCGCAUCCAGGACGAUCGCCUGACAGCCAGCAGUGGAAAGGAGAAGCUGCUCGCCGAUGCCAACAAGUUGCAGGCCACAUUGACAGCGCCCAUUCCAGCCACGUUACCGUUGCUCAAUGGGAGCAGCAGCACAGCAAAUGCAGCAGUUGCAACGAAGCCUGUGAAGCGGGCGCUGAAGAAGCGUAAACUCAAUGAGCCUUUGAUAGACUUUGCCAUGCUGUCGGCGAGCGCUGGCAAUGGGAAUAGCAUGAGCAACAAUAGCAGCAGCAGCAACGGAGCCAAGAGACGCCAUAAGAAGUCGAGCAGCAACAGCGGGGGAAGUAAUAGUUCCAGUCCCGAUGAUCACAAAUUGCCGCUAAAGAAGCGUCAUUAUCUGGUCACAACUGGAGCGGAUGUGGCAACAGCUUUUGCCAGCAAUGGUAAACUGAAUGCUGAAGCUUGGGCAGCCGCAGCGGCGGCUGCAAAGAGUAGCGCCAAUACCAAAGCCCAGGCGCAGUUUAAUGCCAAGAAGCUAACUCCCAAGAAGCGUCAUUUGCUGGUCAGUCAAGAGGCUGCUGCUGGAGGAACAGCUGCGUCAACUGGAAGCGCCUCUCCACUACGCAUUGUCGUGGACAACAAUUCCAUUAGCGGUGGCAAACUGCUGGACAUAAGUCCCAGCUCCCUUUGCUCCCUCAAGCAGCAGCGUCGUCAAAGUAGCAAGUCAAAGGGAUCAACAAUUGCAUCCGCAGCUGGAGUUGCGACACGUGAGCUGCCCCAGCAGCUGCAGUCACCGGCCGGGAGCAGCAGUUGUCCGCCGCCGGGCAUCUUUGAGCCCUCCGUGGAGCUGGAAAUCCAGAUACCCAUUGCCAAGCUCAAUGAAUCAGUCAUUACCAAAUCGGAGGUGGAAUCGCCUUUGCUGUCCGCCCUGGACAUCAAAGAGGAUGCCAACAAAAAGGAACAAUGCCAGCGUGUGCUGGAAACGUUGCUCCACAAAACUGGUGGCAAUUUGUUGCUUAAGCGCAAGCGCAAGAAGAUCAAUCGAACCGGAUUUCCCACUGUGCGUCGCAAGAAGCGCAAAGUCAGCGUGGAGCAGGCAACCGCUCAGCCGCAACAACAGCCACAGCAUCAGCAAUCGGAGCAGCAGCAACAGUUGCCCGCGAGGGAAACUCGCAGUAGCAGCUCCUUGACACCCGCUGUGGCCAUGGACUGCGAACGUGUUCCCCAGGCGGGUGAAGCCAGAGAAACAUUUGUGGCACGCAGCAGCAAUCAGCGCACUCCACGCCUGUCUGUCGUGGCGUUGGAGCGAUUGCAGAGACCACAAACACCUGCCAACAUUACAGGGAAUGGCCGAGGCAGGCCCCGUGGCAGAGGUCGGCCCAAGAAGCUGGAGCAGCAGCCAGCGGAGGAGGUGCAGCCAGUCAAGAAGCGUGGGCGAGCUGCCAAGCAGGCGGAGAUGGAGUUGCCCAAGGUGGAACGGAGAUUGGAGUCUAGCAUUAAAUUGCCUGCUGGCAUUGAUCCCAAUACAAACUUUAGUUGUAAAAUACGCCUUAAACGUCGCAAAAAUAUGCAGCACGAGGAGAAUUCGGCCAAGCAGACGCAGACGCCUCCACCUGAAGAACCAACGCCACAAUCGAAUGAUGAGCAGAUCCAAAUCGAUGCGGAAGCAGCAGCCAAACGGAGCCAGCAACCCGUGCCGGCCAUUGAGCAUGAUCCUCUGCCUGCACAGGAGUCGACAGCUAAUCAGGCGCUGGAUUACGCCAGUUGCAGUGACACCAGCGAGGAUAAAUGCAGCACAGCGUCACAGCGCAAGCGUUCCAAGCUGAAGAAGAACUUUCUGGUGGCAGGUCUCUUCUCCAACCACUACAAGCAAUCCUCCGCAGCGGCUAUUGCAGUCAAACAACCAAGCAGGAAGCUACCUGGAGAUGCAUCUUCUGGGGAGCUCCAGCUGAAGGGCAGCUCUUUGUUGCCUGCUCCAAGCUAUUGCGAGAAGUAUUUCCGACGCACCCUCAAUGACUUUGAGCUACCCUAUGAUAUCUGGUGGGCCUAUAGCCAUGAUAAGUUGCCCACUCGACAUGUGGUGCCAUCUUGGAACUAUCGCAAAAUCCGCACCAAUGUUUAUGCGGAGUCAGUGCGUCCCAAUCUCGCUGGAUUUGAUCAUCCCAAUUGCAACUGCAAGCCUCAAUCAAAUGGCGCCUGUCUCGACAAUUGUCUCAAUCGCAUGGUCUACACGGAAUGCGCUCCCAGCAAUUGUCCCGCUGGCGACAAGUGUCGCAAUCAGAAGAUACAACGUCAUGAAGUGGCGCCUGGUGUGGAGCGUUUCAUGACCACCGACAAGGGAUGGGGUGUGCGGACAAAGCUGCCCAUUGCCAAAGGCACCUACAUCCUGGAGUAUGUGGGCGAGGUGGUUACGGAGCGUGAGUUUAAGCAGCGCAUGGCCAGCAUUUAUCUAAAUGAUACGCAUCAUUAUUGCCUGCACCUGGACGGUGGAUUGGUCAUUGAUGGCCAGCGCAUGGGCAGCGAUUGUCGCUUUGUUAAUCAUUCUUGUGAGCCCAAUUGCGAGAUGCAAAAGUGGAGUGUCAAUGGUUUGUCGCGCAUGGUUCUCUUUGCCAAACGUGCCAUUGAGCAGGGCGAGGAACUCACCUAUGAUUACAAUUUCUCACUGUUCAAUCCCUCCGAGGGCCAGCCCUGUCGUUGCAAUAUGCCCCAAUGUCGAGGCGUCAUUGGUGGCAAGUCUCAACGUGUUAAACCACUUCCGGUGGAAUCGAAGGCGACUACGGGUGCAGAGGGUGCCACCACUGGAGUCAAGGAUGCCAGUGGCACUCAGAAUGGAAGACAACGCAAGCACAAGGCCAAGAAACAUGCACAACGCCAACAGCAGGCGGCCAAGGAGGCGGAGGUCGUUGCACGGGUGCAGCAACUUUCCGAGAAGGAAAAGAAACUCGUCAAGCAGUGCAACAUCUUUCUGGUGCGCAACUUUGAGAAGAUUCGUCGCUGUAAAGCAAAACGAGCAGCGGCAAAAGCGCAGACGGCUAGAGUAAGUCCUACGGCUGCUGGAGAUGCUGAAUUACCGGGACGUCGACCGUCGACGCCUUCAUCAACUUCACUGUUAGCCGCUCAGAUCUCAGCGCUGUGCACGCCGCGCAACAUGAAGACACGUGGAUUAACGCAAGCCGUACAGGAUCCGGAGCUGGAGAAGAUGGCCAAAAUGGCGGUGGUGUUGCGUGACAUAUGCACUGCCCUGGAGUCGGUCAAAAUGUUCGAGCUGCUUGCAACUGUGUCCAGCAAUAAGAAGAAGAAACAGUUGAAGGCGGCACGUCUCGAUUUCAAGGCAAUACAAGCGCAAGUGGAGCAAGGACAUUAUAAAACCCCACAGGAAUACGAUGAGCAAAUGCAGCAGCUCUUUGCAGAAGUCCGUCAACUGCAUGGCGAUGAUGACACCAAGUCCAAGGCUCUGGAAACGCUGAUGGCAAGCUACGAACAGCAGAAGGUGAGUAGCUACGCCCAGCUACUUGAGAUCCUUGGAAAGCCGGAAGUAUUGCUUAACUUCAAGCCCCAGCAGGAGCAGCAAACAAAGCAGUCACAGGGAGCGGAAACUGCAGUUGCUCCAGCAGAGAAAACGAAUUCCGAUGCUGCACAAUUGCCACCCGGAGAUGAAGAGGAUGUCAUACGCUGCAUAUGUGGCCUGUACAAGGACGAGGGAUUGAUGAUUCAGUGCGCCAAGUGCAUGGUCUGGCAGCACACAGAGUGCACAAAGGCGGACAUCGAUGCGGAUAACUAUCAAUGUGAAAGAUGUGAGCCACGUCAAGUGGAUCGCGAGAUACCCUUGGAUGACUACACGGAGGAGGGUCAUCGAUACUAUCUCUCGCUAAUGCGCGGGGAGCUGCAGGUGCGCCAGGGCGAUGCGGUUUAUGUGCUGCGCGACAUACCCAUCAAGGAUGAGACGGGAAAGGUGUUGCCCAGCCAGAAGCAUACAUACGAGACAAUUGGAGCGAUUGACUAUCAAGAGUGCGACAUCUUUCGCGUUGAGCAUCUGUGGAAAAACGAGGAGGGAAAACGUUUCAUCUUUGGCCAUCACUUUUUGCGACCGCACGAGACUUUCCAUGAGCCAUCGCGACGCUUCUAUCCCAAUGAAGUGGUGCGCGUCUCACUGUACGAGGUGGUGCCUAUUGAGCUGGUGAUUGGACGCUGCUGGGUGCUGGAUCGUACUACAUUCUGUAAGGGGCGGCCCAUGGAGUGCAACGAUGAGGAUCAUUGUUUCAUAUGUGAACUGCGCGUGGACAAAACGGCUCGUUUCUUCUCCAAGGCCAAGGCCAAUCAUCCGGCGUGCACGAAAAGCUAUGCGUUUAGAAAGUUUCCGGAAAAACUGAAGAUCUCAAAGAGCUAUGCGCCACACGAUGUGGAUCCAUCGUUGUUGAAAACGAGGAAGCAAAAGACUGAUAUAGAAGUAGCUACAACGCCCUUAAAAGUGGGCAGGCAGGAGCAGAGAACGGGCCAAGCAUCGGGAAGCAGAAAGCAUCGCAAUGUUCAAACUGGGGCUGUGCCUGCGGCAACAGGAGCAGCACCUGAAACAGCUGUUCAAGUGUUGACGCCAGUGGCGCCGAAUGGACAGGUGAUAAAAAAGAAACGCUCACGCUUGGAGAACGUUCUCAACACCAUGAAGCUCAAAUGUCUGGAUGCACAGACGGCACAGGAGCAGCCCAUCGAUUUGUCCUAUUUGCUGAGCGGACGCGGCGCCCGUCAACGGAAAACCAACUGCACCAACGGCAGUGGUAAUACCAACAACAGCAACAGCAGUAGCAGCAAUAACAAUAACUUGGCAACGCCUUGCGCCUAGUGGAUGCUUAAAUGUUUGGCCAUGUAUAUAAAAUAUCGACUUUAGAGGCAUUGCGUACUAUUUAUACAUAAUUAUUAAAACUAUAUGUUUAGUGAUAGCUAUUAAGUUGUAAAGCGCAGAAAAUGGUGAUAGUAGUAAUUCUAGUUUGUAAAUUGUUAUGAACAACUUCUUGAGCAACUUAACAUUAUGUACGAUUAUUUAUAAAUACCACAAUUAACUAUAUGAUUAUUGCAAUUAUUUUUACAUAUUAAUGAAUGAUUAUUGUAUUUAUUGCAAUUAUAUUUAUAUAAAUUCAUGUAUGCCUAAUCUUUAUAGACGAAUUACUUAUGCUUUUUGAAAUGGUUUCACAUAUGCAUUUCCAUUUAUUAUUAUGUUUUACAAAAACCAA